GCAGGGCUACGCUAGCUCAUACGAUAGCGUAGCAAAGGUUUGAGGAAGAAGAAGAAGAAGAAGAAGGUCCACACCGGUUCUGCACAUUCCUUCCGAAGCUCGUCGCGAAAGCCAGUGGUUUAGACGAAUCUCUGAAUGGCUGAAGUCGAGGAAGUAACGGGCCGCGUUCUCGUUUCAGAAACCAUCUAUACGUCUUUCGCCGCAGCAUGGCUGGGCUCCAUAUGCAUGGGCACCAGUCUGGGUUAUUCUUCACCAGCGGUGAGUAGCCUACUCGAGCAAGCCAAAGAGGAGGAAGACGAAGUUCGCCUCUUGCUACGGCCCGACGAUACCUUCUGGUUUGGUUCUCUGCUCAAUAUGGGAGCGUUGUUCGGCUGCUAUUUCGGAGGAGCUCUGUGUCAAGCGGUUGGCAGACUUCGUGCCCUGUCCUUCUGCUGCUUGGGCUUUAUCUUAUCGUGGCUUGCUUUGGCGUACGCUGGACAGCGCAUAGUGUUGUAUGUGGGUCGUGUGUGCACCGGCUUCUUCACGGGCAUAGUGUCCGUCGUUGUGCCGGCUUAUGUGAGCGAGCUGUCUCCAGAGGACAGCCGUGCCCUAUACGGAGGCACCAUCCAGCUGGCCAUCACUUUUGGCAUCUUUGUCUCCUAUCUAAUCGGCACAUUCUUCGACUGGUCCAACCUUGCGCUCUCGAUGGUGGUGCCUCCAGCGAUCAUGAUGCCAUUCUUGCAAGUUGCUGUGGAAUCGCCGCGGUGGCAGAUGGCAACACACAAGAGAGCUGAGGCCAUAGCUGGCAUGCGGGAAAUCCGACCUGCUGACGCUGCUGUGGACGAUGAGCUUCUUGUAAUCGAGGCGACCUAUCUUAACAUCCCAACGCCUCGCGUCCACAUUGCAGUUGCCGUGCUCAUCAUGUUCCUGCAGCAAUUUUCCGGGAUCAAUUCCAUCAUAUUCUAUGCCGGGGCCACAUUUUCUGAUGCUGGGGUAAACCUGUCGCCCGAUGCUUUGGCUUCCCUGCUAGCCGCUCUUCAGGUGUCCGUCACCAUGACGGCCGUAGCCCUUCUGGACAGCAUGGGUCGGCGUACAAUGCUUGUGCUCUCGUCCCUCAUCUGCAGCAUCACACUGGCUGUCAUGGCUUCCGCGGAACUACUGGGCAGUGACACAGGAGGCACUUUCGUGAGAAAGAUCGGGCCCGUUACGGUCGCAAUUUACGUAAUCGGCUUCUCCCUCGGAAUGGGUCCUGUGACGUGGAUAACAUGCGCCGAACUCGUGCCCUGCAGAGCAUUAGGCCUAGAGUGGAGCUCCAUCGCUGCCUUCAACUGGGGAUGCUCUUUCAUGGUGACUGUUCUGUUUGAUAGCUUCAAAGGUACCGUCAGCAGGGGCAGCUUCUAUAUUUUUUUCUGUAUCAUGACUCUCGUGAACACUUUAAUGAUCUACAUCUCCUUGCCCGAAACGUCCAAACUGUCCAUCGAACAAAUUCUGCUGCAAGGUUAUCAAGGGGAAGAAGCACAGGCUGGGCUAAUGCAAGCGGUGGGGGUGCGUGGAGGUCGGUCACAAAAGGGUGCGUUGUUUAGGUAGCGGUGUUAUCGCGAGACUACUCGUGCUAUAUACCUUAUAGGAUGAUUAGGAAGCUUUGUUUCAUGAUCCCAACAUGUGUUCAUUCCACAAAACGGUCAGUGAAAAAAACUUUUAUUGAACCUUCA
Molecule: messenger RNA, 1691 nt
Organism: Ornithodoros turicata
Lineage: Eukaryota; Metazoa; Arthropoda; Arachnida; Ixodida; Argasidae
Exons: 5
Coding region: 136-1566 (476 amino acids)
Biological process (GO): transmembrane transport
Cellular component (GO): membrane
Molecular function (GO): transmembrane transporter activity
Source: RefSeq, a predicted model, not a curated record